Letharia lupina is the source of this 438-nucleotide messenger RNA. RefSeq lists its product as uncharacterized. The transcript has 3 exons. Bases 1 to 438 code for a protein of 145 amino acids. Lineage: Eukaryota; Fungi; Ascomycota; Lecanoromycetes; Lecanorales; Parmeliaceae. The record is from RefSeq and is a predicted model, not a curated record.
AUGCUGCGUCUGAACUCAUUGUCAUUACUUGGCAUACUUCUUCAUCAUCACUUCUUUUCCUCAACCUCAGCAUUACCCCUCGAAACCCACCGUCAAUUAUCCCUCACUCUCUCCAAGCGAACUGUCGAAUUCCUCGACUGUCCCGGUCCCCUACCCUUACCGCCUUACCCCGAAGCCCCAAUCUUCAUGAAAGCCACCCACAUCGACGUCGAAAGCCAAGCUCCCACCGCACUCACCUACACCGAUCGCUGGGGCGAACAAGAAUACAUCUUCGCACGCGAAGGUCUCUGUUCCCGCGCCGGCUGCAAAUGUGUUUCCGGCUUUGUCGAUCCGCAUGAUCCACCAUCAGUCAGCCUGAUUGGAGGAGGCAAGAACGUCAGUGUGGAUCUAAUUGCGAGUCUAGGGAGCGGAACUGUGAACAUAGCCUCAACAGAUUGA